Molecule: messenger RNA, 1069 nt
Organism: Oryza sativa Japonica Group (Japanese rice)
Lineage: Eukaryota; Viridiplantae; Streptophyta; Magnoliopsida; Poales; Poaceae
Source: RefSeq, a predicted model, not a curated record
CGCCGCACCAGAUCAGCGACCGACCGCGCCAGCGUCGCGCGCGCGCGCGGCACGUGAGAUCCUCACCCGCGCUCCCCAACGGCUAUAUUCCCCAUCAACCUCCUCUUCUUCUUCGCCUCGUCUCGUCUUCCCCUUAAAUCCCGCGCUUAAAUCCCCCUCGCCUCCCCCAUCUCCCGCUCCUCCCAUUCACCAACGGAUUCACUGUGUCAAACCUCCGAUCUCUGCAAUGGCAGCAACGGCGCAGGGCGGCGGCGGGGCGGUGUCCGUGCAGCACGUGGCGAGGGCGUCGUCGGACGAGCUCCUGCGCAAGUUCGCCGACCCGGACGCGCACGCCAAGCAGAUCACGCCGCCGCGGCGCAGCCUCGCGCUGCGGCGGAAGCGGUCGUCCAGGAGGGUGGCGUCGGGGCUCUCCGCGAGGGAUUUGGAGUCGGGGGCGGAGCUCGCGGCGCCCAAGCGGAGGCGGAGCAUCGGCGGGUCCACCGAGUGGAAGGCCGGGCUGCUGCUGCCGACGACCACCACGGCCUCCGCCCGCAAGGGAUCCGCCGCGAGCCACUCCCACCGGGGCGGGGCCGCGCGCCUCGAUGACGCCGCCGGGAUCGGCCUCCUCCUCGCCGCGUUGGAGCGGACAUGGAGGAAGACGGUGGCGGGGGCGUCGAAGAUGUUCGUGGAGAGGCACCGCACCAACCACGUGCUGCUCAUCAGCGACAUGGUCUGAGCUCUGAACUCUAAACUGAAGCCUCUGCCAUGACAGGUGGCCGAGCUGUGACUGAUUCUUCUCUCGUCAUCGAGCUCUCCUGCUCGGGUUGGUUAAUUGGUUUCCUUCGAAUUGAAUUCGUUUAUGACUGAUCGAUUCUACAGUUUAGCUAGAAUAAAAUGGCAGAAAAGAACAACACAAAAUUGAACUAGCUGUGUAGUUCAGGUAGAGUAGGUUCUUUGACUCCUGCCUCUGUGUUUGCUUUUAUUCACUCGUUGUUUCUUUAUACUCGGUUGAAUCAUCGUCUCGGCGACCACGUUGUAAAUUCAAGUUUGCAAUAUCAAUACCAGUGCUGUUCUUCUCAGAGAAAAUUCA